Gilbertella persicaria is the source of this 557-nucleotide messenger RNA. RefSeq lists its product as uncharacterized. Gene Ontology annotation, biological process: mRNA splicing, via spliceosome. Gene Ontology annotation, cellular component: U6 snRNP; Lsm1-7-Pat1 complex; U4/U6 x U5 tri-snRNP complex. The transcript has 3 exons. The coding region runs from base 104 to 418 and encodes 104 amino acids. Lineage: Eukaryota; Fungi; Mucoromycota; Mucoromycetes; Mucorales; Choanephoraceae. Gene Ontology annotation, molecular function: RNA binding. The record is from RefSeq and is a predicted model, not a curated record.
CUUGGUUAUAUCGACCAUGAAUCUGAGAAGUAGUAGCAGUCACACCUGAGCGCCAAUGUGAGCGCGUUUCUCGUCUCUCAUUUUCUUUCUCUUAUAUACGCAAAUGUUAUUCUACUCUUUCUUUAAGACUCUAGUUGAUCAACAAGUGACAGUUGAGCUAAAGAAUGAUCUCGCCAUUACAGGUGUAUUAAAAUCAGUUGAUCAAUUUUUAAAUAUUCGCUUGGAUGAUAUUAAAGUAGUUGAUGAAGAAAGAUAUCCUCAUAUGAUUUCAGUUAAAAACUGUUUUAUUCGUGGUUCUGUUGUUCGAUAUGUGCAACUCCCUCCUCAAGCUAUUGAUACAGCACUUUUACAAGACGCAGCAAGAAGAGAAGCAGCACAACCUUCAACAGCACAACCUGCUAAUGUCAAGGUCAAAUAAAACAAGAAACAAAACAAAACAAAAAAGUCUAAUAAUAAACUUUAUGAUGUCAAUGAAAGGCUUAUUUGCUUAUGUGAAAGAUAAUUUAAAUAUGCAGUUAAAUCUUUUUUUUCAAACCUUUUUUUUUUUUUUUUUUUUU